Pelobates cultripes (western spadefoot toad) is the source of this 1196-nucleotide messenger RNA. NCBI's taxonomy places the organism in Eukaryota, Metazoa, Chordata, Amphibia, Anura, Pelobatidae. The record is from the annotation of a GenBank genome assembly.
AUGGAACUUGCGGAGAUGAUGAAUGUCCUGAGUACCCUCACACAACAAGUGACCCUCCUGUCCCAAACAGUAAGUGAAUUGCAGCGUGGUUAUGCUGAGUUAAAGGAGAACACACACCAUGCUCCUGAACCUAAUAUUGCAUUACCUGACAAGUUCACUGGGAAAAAGACUGAACUGCGAUCAUUUAUCACAGCCUGCGAACUGCUCUUCACUUUAAAACCACGCACAUACCCCAAUGAUUAUGUGAAGGUUUGCACUACUAUUGCCCUACUGUCGGGUAAACCCCAAACUUGAGCACACCAACUCCUGCACUCCCACAGUCCAGUACUGGAUUAAUGGGACACCCUGAGACCCUCUGCUGCAUGCACUGUUCCCUCUGGCAGGAAUUGGCGUCGGACACUGGUUAUAAUGAAACUGUCCUGAUAGAACAGUACCGGCUGGGUCUAUAUGAGGCAUUAAAAGAUGAACUAGCCAGAGUUAGGGUACACACUUAUUUUGAAGAUCUGUUCCUUCUGGUCACCCAGCUAGAUCGCCGGUUCAGAGAAAGAAAGCAGGAGCGAUUUUAAACCAACUUUCUGCCCGUUCUGCAACGUUCCAAACCUCUUGGUGAGACCUAUACCCCUAUCCCCACCAUGGACAUAGAGGAACCCAUGCAAAUUGGAACAUUGAAUAUCACGCUCACGGUAAAGGAAAAGGCCAGAAGGAGAGCCAAAGGCCUUUGCUUCUAUUGUGGCAAGGGAGGCCACUACAUCAGCUAUUGUCCUGUACAUCGUCCUCACCCUAAACAUGGCCAUGUGGGGACUCUGUGUCACCAUCCAGCAAGUUCUCCAUGGCACCUUUAUUGUUCAACUCUGCAUGCUACCGGACCGAAAAGACCACCUAACCAGACUAAUGGCACCAUCAUGGUCCUAGCUAACCCUGCUCCUGUUCCAGAGCCUCAAAAGGAGGCUGCUGUGGCUACCUUCCAAUCCUCAGCCUCUGUCUCCCCUAACGUUUCCUGCUCCAACACAGAGGAUCUGUCCCCAGACUGUGUAAUUGCCUCCAAUGGAACAGUGGUCUGCAGACAAGAUGUAGAGGCCUUUGAGCAGGCUCUUAAGGCCAGAGCUGCAUCCUCUCAGGUUGCUGCUUCUUGCCUCCACUGCCAUUUCCAAGAAUGCGGACAACCUGCAAAAUGUUCCAACACUCUCAGAUCCUGA